This is a messenger RNA of Beta vulgaris subsp. vulgaris (sugar beet), 2502 nucleotides long. RefSeq lists its product as uncharacterized. The transcript has a single exon. The record is from RefSeq and is a predicted model, not a curated record. NCBI's taxonomy places the organism in Eukaryota, Viridiplantae, Streptophyta, Magnoliopsida, Caryophyllales, Amaranthaceae. Bases 1307 to 1942 code for a protein of 211 amino acids.
UGAGAUAAGAACAAUUACCUAAUUAGCUAUCUAAUUCGCCUUUUAAAUUCGCCAAAAUCAUUCAAAAUGGGCCAAAAACAUACCAAAACCAACCAUAAUUCGCUUGUCUCAAUUCGCAAUUGAUAGGGGAAUUAGAUAACACUGGAUAAGAAUAUUAUAUCUAACACAUUUAUACAUACUGUUUAUGCACAAAUAUGCAAUAUUUCUAAACUACUCUAAAUUUCAACAAUUCAACACAAACACCAUAUGAUAUCCUUACCAAUUUUCCAAAAACCAAUACCUUUCUACUAUACUUUCUUAAUACGUGUGUCUAAACCUAAAAUGAGAAUAAAAUAAAGGAUGGAAGGAGUAUCAUAUUUUGAAGAUCUUUGUAUAACUCUUAAACUAUUACUUAUACUUUGUAACUUUUAAUUUUGUUUAAGUAUCAACUAUAUAUAUAUAUACUCCAUCCGUUUCAUAAUAUAAUGUUCAUUUCUCAUUUUUCACGGGAAUUAAGGAAAAUGGAUUGAGUAGUAGGAUUUCCAAAAAUUAUAUUUAAUGAAGUGUUUUUUUUUUUAUACUUUUGUAUUGAAACUAGUUAUUUAUUUUAUUUUUCUUUUAAACAAAAUCAAAAGGUAAUAAAUGUUCCUUGGAAUGGUGUAAACAAUAAAUAGGGUCACAUGUUUUGAGAUAAAAGUAAGGGUAUUUUGGAAAUUUUUUGUAGAAUUUUAGAUAAUUUAGUCCAAAUAAAUUGAUAAAAAAGAAAAUAGGCGCAACAUUUUGAAACAUGAAAAAAAAGGAAGGUGAGCCCUAGGACGGAGGGAGUAUAAGAAUGUCUUUCCUGAGAGCUGAGACAUUGCGAAAGCAGAAAGAGCUUGGCCGUCAAGUACCCAACAUCUAUUGCAUCAUCACUUGGCGACUUUUGCGGCGUAAAUGUUCUCUUCUCCGAAAUUCAGUAUUACAUCCUUAGAUGACUCAACUCCCGCAAAUAUCGGUCUUCAAACUAUCACAAUCUAAUAUCUUAUGAUGAUGGAGUCAAAAUCAACUUAUCAGUAAGUCUUCAUAAAGUUGGUUUUUAACAAGUUAUAAAAUCAUUAGACUGCCUUAUUAUAUAUACAAUCAAUCUUCUCUAAGAAUUUCCAACCAUAUAAACUAAUCCAUAUACUGAUAUACUACCUAUAAUCUCAAGUACGACGAAAUAUCCGGGUUAUUAUUACAGUAUUACUAAACUGCAUGCACAUAUAUAAACAAUAUUGUGCUACAAAUUUCCACGAAAAUCACCGGCCUUAUUUCAGUCAACACAAACAUUCUCUUAUAUAAACACCAAAUGUUUUUGUAUCAUUUUUGCAAACUUACAAAGAAAAACGACAUGAAGACUAAUGUUAGAAUAUUUAUCCUCUUAUUUUUGCCUCUUCUUUUAGCUACAAUUCUCUUCAUUUUACCUACCUUUUUGUCCCCAAUCAUAUCCAAAUAUCUUCUUCCAAGAAUAUUUUCUCUUCAUAAUCUAAUUGUUCACUUGUUAUUCAACUUCUUAUUUGUUGCACUUAUAGCUAAGGAAUGCUGCAGACAGUCGAUCAGCGAAUACGAUACAUUCUCUCCUAUUGUAGGCUUUGCUUAUGAGAUGGAGGAGCAUGGUGAUCGAAAGACGAGCAAAGAUGAUGAAGAAAACGUUUACAUGGAUGAUAAGGAAGGUGAUGAUGAUGAUGAUGGUAAGUGCAAAUAUGAUAAUUAUUAUGUUGUUUAUAGUGAUGAUGAUGAAGACGAUGAGUACUAUUAUGAUGGUUCUGAUGGUUACGAUGAGGAUGAUGAUGACAAUGGGAGUGAUGAUGAGAUAGGAUGGAGUGACGACGAUGAUGAGGAGGAAGAAUAUGAUUCUGAUUUAGAAACAAGAAUUGAGGCCUUCAUUGCUAAGGUUCUCAAUGGAUGGAAAGAGGAAUGGUUAAGCGACAACUUGAAAAACUAAUGCAUAUUUUGUGUACUUUGUUUUUUGUUUAGCUUCGUUCGGUAUCACCGUCAGUUUCCAGUUUUUGGUUUUUAUGAUUUUAGAAUCAUAUGAUAUAGGUAGUAUUAUAAACUUAAACUUGGUUAUAAUGAUAGUAAUCAUGCUAAUUUUGAAAACUGACAACUAAAAACCGGAAACUAUUUUUCGGGUUUUUAUAUUAUGGUUUUUGGUUUUCAAAAAAACUGAAAAAUGAAAACAGAAAAUGAUAACGAAUAGGCCCUAAGAUGAUUAUUGCUUGUUUGGCAUGUAAAUUAACUAGAGGGAUAGAUUAGGAAGUUCUUUUUAUCACUUCCUGUCUGCUGUUAUUUUGAGUUGUAUAUAAUGACUCAUGCUUAUGGAUGUGACUAAGUUUGCUCCUUUAUCUAGGAUUGAGAGGCGUUGUAUAUAUACAUUUGCCCCACAGGAUAUGUAGUAACUAGUAAGCUUGGUUUUUAUUUUUAGUUUCUGUAAUAUCGCUUGUUCUGUACAUAGUUUAUUGUAAUGUAAAUUACAAGCAAUUAAUUAUAGCAAGUUCUUCCCUG